AUGGCACCUAUUAUCCAACAUCCUGCUCCUGACUUCAACAACGUUGUCUCCGUUGAGGCUGGCGAGUUCAAGGAGGUCUCCUUGAAGGACUAUCGCGGAAGAUGGUACGAUCUUGGUUGUUUUUUUUUGGUGCAGGGACGCAGAAACUGCCCCACAGAGAUCAUUGCAUUCGACAAGGCUCUCCCUGAGUUUGCCCAAAUCCACACUGCCGUUGUCGGCGUGUCGACCGAUUCGGAAUACUCGCACUUGAAAUGGGCCGAGCUUAACCGCAGGGAAGGUGGUCUUGGACCUAACCUCCAGCUACCUCUGAUUGCCGAUCGAAACAUGAAACUGUCUCGUGAUUACGGCGUUCUGAUCGAGGAGAAAGGAAUUGCCUUACGUGGACUCUUCAUCAUUGAUCCUCAGGGGAUCCUUCGUCAAAUCACCAUUAAUGACUUACCAGUUGGUCGUUCAGUUGAGGAGACCCUCCGACUUGUCAAGGCAUUCCAGUUCACUGAUAAACAUGGUGAGGUCUGCCCCAGCGGUUGGCAGGAAGGCGGCCUUUCCAUCAAGGCUGACCCCAAGGAUUCCCUCGAAUACUUCAGCGCUGUCGAGAAGAAGAGGGAUGCCGAUAGCAUGAUCAUCGAGCCAAGCAGCCACACCCAGAAGCGUACCAAGGCUUGA
Messenger RNA from Cantharellus anzutake, 663 nucleotides. Its product is annotated as 2-cysteine peroxiredoxin. The record is from RefSeq and is a predicted model, not a curated record. Bases 1 to 663 code for a protein of 220 amino acids. The transcript is spliced from 6 exons. NCBI's taxonomy places the organism in Eukaryota, Fungi, Basidiomycota, Agaricomycetes, Cantharellales, Hydnaceae. Gene Ontology annotation, cellular component: cytosol. Gene Ontology annotation, biological process: cellular response to stress; hydrogen peroxide catabolic process; response to oxidative stress. Gene Ontology annotation, molecular function: thioredoxin peroxidase activity.